Molecule: messenger RNA, 1560 nt
Organism: Saccharomyces eubayanus
Lineage: Eukaryota; Fungi; Ascomycota; Saccharomycetes; Saccharomycetales; Saccharomycetaceae
Gene: SEC59
Product: dolichol kinase
Exons: 1
Coding region: 1-1560 (519 amino acids)
Biological process (GO): dolichyl monophosphate biosynthetic process
Cellular component (GO): endoplasmic reticulum membrane
Molecular function (GO): dolichol kinase activity
Source: RefSeq, a predicted model, not a curated record
AUGGUCGCUAUAAUACCUCAUGCUUCCUUCAUUACAACUGAUCUAGUCCGGAAAACAAAGGGAAGCCAAAUACCAUCCAAGGAGGGUCGUAAGAUCAAUAUGAGGACUCAUGAAGCUGACCUGAGGGAGGAUGCUCGAGAACUUGAGUGGUUUUAUCCGAAUUUUGUUCAGAUAGUUAUACUGUUCGGCACUUUUUAUUAUGGUAUUGAAAGGCUUCAGCCGUGGUCUACAGAUGUCACUGGCACGUCUUAUAAAAAAAUCUUUGUAAACGCUUUUGUGGUGGGGUUGAUAAUGAUUGGGGUGAUCUUAAUCAAAUAUUGGCAACACGGCUCCAGAAGCAUACCCAAGUUCGACACCGUUUACAGUUUUUAUUUGCCUUUCAUGAUUUCAUUAUUGUUUGAUACACCCUCUACAACGAUAAACACCAUAUUGAUCCUUUCGGUAAUGAAUUCCUAUAAAUGGGACGUUCAAUUUUUGGUGAUAUUUUCGCAGUUCAGCCUCAUAUAUUUCAAUUUUGAGACUGGUGACAGAUUAGAAAAAAUUAUUGGCGUUAUAAUAAACUCUUUACUGUCGUCGAUUCUGAAACAUAUCGGGCAAUUGAAAAGCUUGGAUAAUAUUGACUCUAAUCUUUUUAGUAUCCUAUUGACGAACAUACUAUAUGUUUCUGAAGCGAAUUCCAUACAUUUUAGGGUUUUGAAGGGCAUUAUCCUCGCCCUGAUGACUACAAUCUCAACCAAUUAUAUUCUCAAAAAAAUAUUACACGUUAAGCCAUUUAUGCAGUCAAUAUUGUUCGCUGUUGGGCUUCCUGUUCUUUCAAAGACAUUCAUUCAUCUAGAAGAUGGACAAGAUCCGUUAUCAUGGCUGGUAGGGUAUGUCGUAGAAUCUACCACUCGUCAAAAGAUUUUGUUUGCUUGGUUCUCUAUACUACUGCUAUCCGUACCAAGUAUUUUGAUCGAAAAGGACAGUCUGUCGUUAAAUACCUCCCGAAAAGUGUGGCACUUCAUCAUAUUCUUACUUAUAGUGCCAUCAUUCCAAAUAGAUUCAAAUUUUGUGAAAAUUGCAUUGUCUGGAACAAUACCAGUCUUCUUAUCAGUUGAAUAUAUAAGGUUUCAAAACCUACCGCCUCUAGGAUCUCUAAUUGAACUACAACUUAGAAGGUUUGCGGAUGCCAGAGACCAUAGUGGGCCCCUGAUCAUAUCCUAUCUUUAUUUAUUAUUUGGAAUAUCGAUACCUUUGUUGGUGAAUGACUCGCCCAUGGGAUUAAUAGGUUUGGGAAUUGGCGAUUCUCUGGCAUCUAUUAUCGGUAAAAGAUAUGGUCAAAUUCGUUGGCGAGGUACCCAAAAGACUAUAGAGGGAACUCUUGCGUUCACCAUAACAAGUUUUAUUGUUUGUUUGGUAUUACUUUACUUUGAUAAAGCAAUCGUGUUUAGUCAUUUAACCGCUUUACAAUUGCUUUGUGUUUGUACAUUAAGUGGGGUAUUGGAAGGAAAUAGUGUGCUAAAUGAUAAUAUUUUGAUACCUGCAUUUAUGAUGAUUUGUGAAAAAUUGUUUACUCUUUGA